GGUAGCUGACUGGGGAAAGACGGCAAAGCAGCGAACGACCGGCGGUGCAAAGGGAAGGACGGGGGGGAAUUUAGGCAGUGUCCCGUAUUUGGAAUAAGCGAGGCUAGAGAAUACAGCUUCCCCCUGACGUGAAACGAGCUUUUCUGCAACCUUCAUAAGAGAAAAAAAGGAGCCGCAUUUUUCUCCUUUGACGGCUAACUUACAGGCUGGUUGGAACUCUUGGCUAACCAUCGCGUUUGAACUGUGAAGAAACUAAAGAGACGUUGACGAAGAUUGGGAUUUAAAGAACAUAUCUCCCAGCAGUGAGUUGUGAAAACAAGGGGAUAUUUUGCAGUUAGAUAAAAAAAAAAUAUAUAUAUAUAUAUAUAUAUACACAUUGUCAGAGACAGACGGCAUUUGGUUGAGACGUGUUAACGCUGCGUGUUACAUGUCAACUCCCGGGAAAAGGGGGAAGUUGUGGCAUCAAGGAACGGAGAAAAGUAGCGUUAACGUUAGCUCCCUGGUUAGCUGAACAGCUAACCUAGCAGGCUGCUAAGCUGCUGUCGCCCUUCCAUUCCUGGAGCAGAGGAGGGGCGCUGGGGCUUUGUAGCAUUGCAGAUCUGGUUUGCAUUUUUUGGAUUGCUGCAAGAAUGGAGAAUCCCAAAUAUCUGUCUCAACUCAGGGAGAUGUUCUGAACGGCUUCGACUAGGUUAUUUUAAAUAUAUAUAUAUAUUCUCUUAACGCCAGAGGAGAGCAGAAAACUGCCUGCUAACGCUGCGAUUCCAACAAAAUCAGCCGGCCCGGAGCAGCCAGGGUCUGUUACAGGCUUACUUCUUUUCUUAUGCACCCUUUGAGGGGUUGGGGGGAUAGGUAUUAAAAAAUGGGGAAGUGCUGCACGUCUCACCCAGCUUCAAGAUACUGGCUCUCGAGAGGAAGGUCAUGAUUAGGCGCAUUUUAUCGCUUAUUUAGCACCGGCUUGGCCUCAACGCGCAAAAGUUUGAUUAUUUUUCGAGACGUGCAGUGGCGAGAACUUUUCAAGGCCCCCCUCUGCGCUGACUUCCAGGCCGAGGAGGUGUUUGCUCGUCCAACCCCAUCCAUCACCAUUGCUUCAAAAGGCCAACAGUAAGGAAUAGAACAUGUCGGGAGAGGUGCGUUUGAAGAAGCUGGAGAAGCUGAUCCUGGACGGGCCGGCUCAGUCUAAUGGCCAGUGCCUGAGUGUGGAGACGCUGCUGGAUAUCCUGGUGUGCCUCUAUGAUGAGUGCAACAACUCCCCCCUCAGAAGGGAGAAAAACGUCCUGGAGUUUUUGGAAUGGGCCAAACCCUUCACAUCCAAAGUGAAGCAGAUGCGCCUGCACAAGGAAGACUUUGAGAUCCUUAAAGUGAUUGGACGAGGAGCCUUUGGAGAGGUUGCAGUGGUAAAAGUGAAAAACACUGACAAAGUUUUUGCAAUGAAGAUUCUCAACAAAUGGGAGAUGCUGAAGCGAGCAGAGACGGCAUGUUUCCGGGAGGAGCGGGAUGUGUUGGUGAAUGGGGACUGCCAGUGGAUCACCACCCUGCACUACGCCUUCCAGGAUGACAAUAAUCUGUACCUGGUGAUGGACUACUAUGUGGGCGGUGACCUGCUGACUCUGCUCAGCAAGUUUGAGGACCGGCUGCCGGAGGAGAUGGCCAAGUUCUACCUGGCUGAGAUGGUGCUGGCCAUCGACUCGGUUCAUCAGCUACACUAUGUCCACAGGGACAUCAAGCCCGACAAUAUUCUGCUGGAUAUGAACGGCCACAUCCGCCUGGCUGACUUUGGCUCCUGCCUCAAACUCAUGGAGGAUGGGACGGUUCAGUCAUCUGUGGCUGUGGGAACCCCAGACUACAUCUCUCCAGAAAUCCUCCAGGCUAUGGAGGAUGGGAAAGGCAAAUAUGGGCCAGAGUGUGACUGGUGGUCCCUGGGGGUCUGCAUGUAUGAAAUGCUGUACGGCGAGACUCCUUUCUAUGCAGAAUCCUUGGUGGAAACCUACGGGAAGAUCAUGAACCACAAGGAGAGAUUCCAGUUCCCACAGCAGAUCACAGAUGUUUCUGAGGAGGCGAAAGAUCUGAUUCGCCGACUCAUUUGCAGCCGAGAGCACCGAUUGGGUCAGAAUGGCAUCGAGGACUUCAAGCAGCACCCCUUCUUCGCGGGCAUCGAUUGGGAUAACAUUCGCAUGUGUGAAGCCCCCUACAUCCCAGAGGUCAGCAGUCCUACAGACACCUCCAACUUCGAUGUGGACGACGACUGUCUCAAGAACUCGGAGACGAUGCCCCCUCCCUCUCACACUGCUUUCUCAGGCCACCACCUGCCCUUUGUAGGUUUCACCUACACAAGUAAAUGCACUCUGUCUGAUCGGGGUUGCCUGCGACAGCUGGGAGGUGAGCCGGGGAAGGCCGGGCAGGACAAGCUGGAUGUUGAAGUGCAGCGUAGCCUGGAGGACAGCCUGGCCACCGAGGCCUACGAGAGAAGGAUUCGCCGCCUGGAGCAGGAGAAGCUAGAGCUGAGCCGCAAACUGCAAGAGUCGACUCAGACGGUGCAGGCGCUGCAGCACACGGGCGAGGGCCCCCUCAGUGCUAACAAGGAGGUGGAGAUCAGGAGCCUGAAAAGCGAGAUCGACAUUCUGAAGAAGCAGAUCGCUGACUCAGGCCAGCUGGAGAAGCAGCUGGAGGAUGUGACGCUGGCUCGGAGAGACUUGGAGGACUCGUCCAAACACAUCAAGACUCUUGAGAAACAGAUGAAGAGCAUCACACAGGAAAGGGAUGACCUACAGAAGGAUCUCAUGGACGCCAGCGAGAAGUUGAAGGUUCAGUCUAAAGAGCUGAAGGAAGCCCACAGCCAGAGAAAACUGGCCAUGCAGGAGUUUUCAGAGCUGAACGAGAAGCUCACAGACCUCAGGUCGGCGAAGCAGCGCCUGGUUCGUCAGCUGCGUGACAAAGAGGAGGAGAUGGAAAGCCAGAAUCAAAAGGUGGAGGCUCUCCGCCUCGAGGUGCGAAAGGCCGAGAGGGCCAAGAAGGAGAUGGAGGCUCAGGUGGAGGAGCAGGCGGCCGAGGCUCAGAAAGAGAAGAAGCUGAAAGAGCGCAACGAGCAAUACAGCCGACAGCUGCAGGAGGAGCUGGAGGGGCUGAAGGUGAAGCAGGCUGGCUCCUCUGCUGCCCCGGCCCCGGCGGAUCAAACCCAGGAGGUCGGGCGUUUACGUGGAGAAAUGGAGAAGAAAACGAUGUUCUUCGAGGAAGAGUUGGCCCGCAGGGGGGCGCAGUACAGCGCCGAGCUGAAGGCGCUGCGUAAAGAGCUGAGAGAUGCCGAGAGCCAACAGCUCAACCUGCAGAAAGAGAUCCUGAUGCUCAAAGACAAACUGGAAAAGACUCGUCGUGAAAGCCAAAGCGAGCGGGAGGAGUUUGAGACCGAGUACAAGCAGGAGUACGAGCGAGAGCGAGUCCUGCUCACUGAAGAAAACAAGAAGCUGUCCAGUGAACUCGACAAGCUAACCACCAUGUAUGAGAAGAUGAGCAGCUCCAACAGGCAGCUGGAGGAUGAGAUGAGGGAGCUGGCUGAUAAAAAGGAGAGUGUAGCUCACUGGGAGGCCCAGAUCACAGAAAUCAUCCAAUGGGUGAGUGAUGAGAAAGAUGCUCGGGGCUACCUGCAGGCUCUGGCCACUAAGAUGACAGAAGAGCUGGAGGGGCUGAGAAGCAGCAGCCUGGGAGCGAGAGCCACGGACAUGCCGUGGAAAAUGCGGCGUUUGGCCAAGCUGGACAUGUCUGCGCGCCUGGAGCUGCAGUCGGCCCUGGACGCUGAGAUCAGGGCAAAGCAGAGCAUCCAGGACGAGCUGAACAAAGUCAAGGCCAACAACAUUUCCACAGAAUGUAAACUGCAGGAAGUUGGAAGUAAAAACCAGGAACUGCUGGCUGAGAUCGAGCGUCUGAAAAAGGAGACGGAGGAGCUGCGGCUACGGCGAGGUGUCAAGCACCAGGAUUCCCAGAAUUCCUUCUUGGCUUUUCUCAACGCCCCCACCUCAGCUCUCGACCAGUUCGAUGAUUCUUAUUCCUCAUCCUCAUCUUCUUUAAUUGAGUUUUGGGAAGAUCACUCGCCGUCCGUCGGCCCAGCUAGCAAAGGCAGACGUGUGGACUCUGUGGAUAACUUCACCCCCUCCAACACGCCGUCUCGGGAAGAUGACCCCAAGUCCCACCUUAAGCCCCGCUCUCGUUCACCUUCCAUGGCUAGUGACAUGGAGCCAAUAGAGUUGAUCGAUCAUCCUCGCUCAGUUCAGACGCCCACCAUGCGCUCAGGAGGUUAUGGCAGUAUCGGGCGCUCCUCACCUAAGCCCAAAGCACAUCAGUUUGUAGUGAAGACAUUCAACACACCCACCAAGUGUAACCAGUGCACCUCUCUGAUGGUGGGGCUCAUCCGUCAAGGCUGUACGUGCGAAGUAUGCAACUUUUCCUGCCAUGUAACGUGUGCGGACAAAGCUCCAGCUGUGUGCCCCGUGCCGCAGGACCAGACCAAGGGCCCGCUGGGCAUCGACCCUCAGAGGGGGAUCGGUACUGCUUACGAAGGACACGUCAGGGUGCCCAAACCAACCGGGGUGAAAAAGGGCUGGCAGAGGGCGAUGGCUGUGGUCUGUGACUUUAAAUUGUUCCUCUAUGAACUGGGAGAAGGAAAAGCAACACAGCCAAGUGUGGUCGUCAGUCAAGUCAUAGACAUGAGGGAUGAAGAGUUUUCAGUCAGUUCAGUCCUGGCCUCUGAUGUCAUCCACGCCAGCCGCAAGGACAUUCCCUGUAUAUUCAGAGUCACGGCGUCCCAGCUGUCCCCCUCCAGCAGCCACAAGCCCUCCAUCCUGAUCCUGGCCGACAGCGACCAGGAGAGGACCAAGUGGGUGGGCCUCCUCAACGAGCUCCACCGCAUCCUGAAGAGGAACAAGCUCAAGGAGCGCUUCGUCUACGUCCCCAAGGAGGCUUACGACAGCACCCUGCCCCUCAUCAAGACGACACAGUCUGCUGCUAUCAUAGAUCACGAGCGCGUCGCCCUGGGCAACGAGGAAGGCCUUUUUGUCAUCCAUGUCACCAAAGAUGAGAUAAUCCGGGUGGGGGACAACAAGAAGGUGCACCACAUUGACCUGAUGCUCCAGGAGCAGCUGCUGGCGGUCAUCUCCGGCAGGAACCGCCACGUCCGCCUCUUCCCUUCGCAGGCCCUGGACGGCCGCGAGACCGAGUUCUACAAGCUGGCAGAGACGAAAGGCUGCCAGACCAUCGUGUCGGGUCCGGUCCGCAACGGCUCGAUCACCUGCCUCUGCGUGGCCAUGAAGAAUAAAAUCAUAUGUUACGAGGUGAAUAAGAGUAAAAUGCGUCACCGUCGGCUGCGGGAGCUGCAGGCCCCGGGGCCGGUUCAGUGGAUGGGUCUGCUCAGUGAGCGUCUCUGUGUGGGCUAUCCGUCUGGCUUCAUGCGCUACAGUGUCCAUGGGGACAUGUCCCCUGUCAGCCUGCUCCACGCUGAGGACCACACACUGGCCUUCAUCCCUCAGCAGGGCCUGGACGCUCUCUGUGCCGUGGAGAUCUCCAGCAAGGAGCUGCUGCUGUGCUUCAGUGCCAUCGGGGUGUACGUGGAAUCGCAGGGCCGCAGGUCGCGGCAGCAGGAGCUCAUGUGGCCGGCUGUGCCCAUCGCUGCCUGCUACAACGCCCCCUACCUGUCCGUGUACAGCGAGAACGCCGUGGACGUGUUUGAUGUCAACACCAUGGAGUGGAUUCAGACCAUCCCGGUCAAAAAGAUGCGACCUCUGAAUGUGGACGGCUCUCUGAACCUGCUGGGGCUGGAAACCGUGCGCCUUAUCUACUUUAGGAACAAGAUGGCCGAGGGCGACGAGCUGGUCGUCCCGGAGACGUCAGACAACAGCCGGAAGCAGAUGGUGCGCAGCAUGAACAACAAGAGACGCUACUCCUUCAGAGUGCCCGAAGAGGAGCGACUUCAGCAGAGGAGAGAGAUGCUGCGAGAUCCUGAGAUGAGGAACAAACUGAUCUCCAAUCCAACCAACUUCAACCACGUGGCUCACAUGGGACCAGGAGAUGGGAUCCAGAUCCUGAAGGAUCUGCCCAUGAACGUCCGUGUUCAGGAUAGCCGAGCGGGGUUCAGCGGCUCCGUCAGCAUUCCCUCCAUCACCAAGAACCGGGCCGAGCCGGGCCGCUCCAUGAGUGCCAGCAGCGGACUGGGCAUACGCUCGUCCUCGCAGAAUGGCAGCGCUCUGCGCAGGGAGCUGUCAGGAGGAAGCUACGGGUCCAAACGCCAGACCAUGACCUCUCCUUCCGAGAGCUCCCUGUCCUCUGGCGGAGGGGUGGACUGCGGUGAUGCUCCGCUCUCACAGUUCGACAGAGAGUGGCAGGCAGUCUCACCGUCGGAGAAGACCCCCGAUCUGAAAAGGGCUUUAAGGACCCUGCUUAGUAAGAUGAAGGAUUCAGACUCCCCACGCCACUCCACGGCCUCCAACAGCUCCACCUUCAGCAGCCCUCCCAGCCCGGCCUCCCCACACAAGACCAAGUCCCUGUCCUUGGAGAGCACAGAAAGGAUGGGCUGGGACACAUGAGCCCCCAGCGGUCCAUCCGACCCCCCUCACCCACCCACCGACUGACCCAUCAACGACCCACCCACCGACAGCACAGGACUCCAAAUUCUCCAACUCUUCCUUUUUUGAAUAUUGUUCCCUCACUGCCCAGAGAACUGCACCUCCUGCCCACCACUCCCUCCCAAAGAAGAUUUGUCCCACUUUACCCCCCCGCACUGUGUCUCAGCGUUCUUCCACAGUGGGGCCGAAACACUCGCUAGACAGCGAGGGACAAGCUAUCAAAUGCUAUCCGUGGUGUACAUGUGGGUGCUGAUGUUUGGCUUGUGUGUGUGAGUGUGUGAGAGAGAAGGUGUGUGUGAUGUCGGGCAGGUGAUGCAGGAACAGGAAGCUCCCAUUUUGGCUCUUUUUGGUCAACUUGUCGAGAUUCACUGAGAGACUCUUAAAAAGUCACGAUGCAAUCCAAAAAGAAGAUGAAAUAUUAUUGAGAGCAGAAGGUUUGUACUUGUACAUAGGACCCGCCGGGAUUCAGGGGACAGUGUUUUAAUUUAUUUAUCAAUCAUAGACGAGGAAAGGGG
Messenger RNA from Maylandia zebra (zebra mbuna), 7120 nucleotides. The record is from RefSeq and is a predicted model, not a curated record. NCBI's taxonomy places the organism in Eukaryota, Metazoa, Chordata, Actinopteri, Cichliformes, Cichlidae.